AACAACACCACUUCAUCCAGCAUGUAGAGAGAAGUGUGGAGUGAGUGGCAGGCGAGCUUGAUUGUAUUAACUCUUCGCACCUAUGUUAUUUAGACUUUAUGUUGAACCGCACCAUGUCCACCGAUUAACCAAACAGAUUGCCACUGUACACACACUCUCACCAGGAUGUCUGAAGAACGCAGGGUCUGUAGCAGUGCCCCACAAGUUGAGUCAAAGCCUCUCUCUUCAUCCUCUUCAAUAAGGGAACUGGAAUCUAAAAACUUGCAUCUCAGAAGGAAGUUAAGCUCAGUGGAGGAAGAAAGUGUUUCUGUGAUGCAAGAAAACAGACAACUGAUCAUUGAAUUGGAAGCAGUGAAUCUCGAACUUGCCAGCUCCAAAACCAAAGUCCGGGUUCUGGGUUCCACCGUAGGGUCUAAGACUUCUAGUGUGUGUCAUAUGAAGGAGGAGAUUGAGGGUAUGAAGGCUGAGGUUGAGGCCCAAGGGAAUGCACUCAGAGAUACAGAAAAGCGGCUGGAGGAGACUGAAGAGACAUUGGUUAUUAAGAGCAGACUAGUGGACCAGCUACAAGAGGAGCUGAAGGCUGCUGGGGCUGAGUUAGAAAACAGGACUAAUCAGGGGAUAAGAGUUGAGCAACAGAGAAAGGAAGCUCUUGUUACUGCAGAGAGGCAGACAUUGGCUCUCCGGAGUUACAAGGGAAAUAUGUCUGAGAAACUGAAGAAGGUGUUGGACAACGAGGCCAGACUGAAGGAGGCUCUUAUCCAGUGUGAUAAAGAGAGAGUGGUGUGGGAGAGGAGGUGUCUUCAGCUAGAGCAGGACAAGACCGAAAUGAACCAGCUGAUCGGCCAGUUGAAGGAAGAGUCGGUCAGAGCCAAGGCGACGAGUGUAGAGAGCGCCACGUUGCGUUCUCGUCUGGAAGAGGCCUCUGUCCGGGCUGUGGAGCUGAAGAGAAGACUGAGUGACAGGGAGAUAGUUGAGAAAGACAUAGAGGUGUUGCGGAAGGAGUGUAGGGACCUACGCCACCUCACUGCCAGCCAGGAGCAGAGACUGGAGCACUGUCAGAGAGAAGCACAGCAGAGCCAGGCUGAACAGGCCAGCCUAGAGGCCAUCCUCAGCCUGCUGCAUCUUAGAGAGAGUGGAGGGGGAUCACUCUGUGCUAAGCCUUGUCUGCCAGCUCCAUUCUGUGAUGUCCCCAAACUCAAGCCAGGGGAGCAGUACCAGCAGCUGCUGCCUGUGUUGCAUGCUGUGGAGCAGGAGAGAGUCAGGCAGGCAGCUCUAGCCCUGGACCUGCAGGAGAGACUAAGGCAGGCCCAGGUGGAGCUGACUGCCCUACAGAACAACAUGAACCAGAGAGACCUCCAGCUACAGAAACUGCACACAGAGCUGCAGGAGAGGACAGUAGAAAUUAACCAGCUGGAGAGAGAGGCGGCUCUCGUCCUGGGCCUGCAGGAGAGACUAAGGCAGGCACAGGAGGAGAUGACUACCCUACAGAACAACAUGAACCAGAGAGACCUCCAGCUUCAGAAACUACACACAGAGCUGCAGGAGAGGACAGUACAAAUUAACCAGCUGGAGAGAGAGUUAAGGAGGAAGAACGUCUGCCUGGCAACUACAGUGCAACAGUUAGAGAAGAAAGAUGCAGGACUUUCACAGGCUGUAGAGAAGACCACUGAGUUGGAGCAGAACCUGCUGGAGAAGAGCAGCAGUAUCCAGCACUUUAAAACCACUCUGGACUUGAAGAAGAGGGAUUUCCAGCAGGAGUUGGAGGAGACUCAGAGAGUUGGCUCAGAGCAACGUAAGAAGCUACAGGAUCAAAUCAAAAUGUUGCACUCUCAGAAAGCAGAGCUGGAGAACGACUUGUCUUCAGCCCAGCAUGAGAGACAGGAGGCCCUGCACAGAGCAGAGAGACUUCAGACCUCCCUCAACCAGCUCGCGCAUGAUACAGAGACGAGAGCCAAUCAAGACCAGGAGGCCUUGAGAGCUCUCAGAGUGCAGGCAACAGAGUAUACUACCAAGGUGAGGUUUUUGGAGACAGCCCUGACAACAUGCCAGGAGGAGUUGAGCGACUGUAUGCUACAGAUAAAGGGAGUGAAGGGACGCUACGAGAGAGAGCUGGAGACAAAAGCUAAAGAAGUGGAGGCUCUGCAGGCGGAGAUGAGGGGUAGCUCCCUGGUGUGUCAGAGCUCCAGUGAGCAGAACUUGCAGCUGCAGCACACCGUCCAGAGACAGCAGACCAUGCUGCAGGAGAGCACCUCCCGUGUGGCGGAGCUAGAGGACAGACAGGCGCUGUUACUGGAGCAGGUGGGCCGCUUGGAGAAGGACCUGGAGAAAGAGAAGGUGUUAGCCUUCAAAGAGCUGAAGAGGAGAGACCAGAGAGCCCAGGAGGCCAUAGAGGGACUGCAGGAGGCUAGUCAGCAGGCGGCGAGACAUGAGAGAGAAGCCCUGCAACUCUCCAACUCUGUCACGCAGUUGUCAGAGGACAUGAAUAAGGUUCAGGGAGAGCUGAGUGAGCGAGAGCAGCAGAUGCUGCUUAUACGGAGAGACAGCGACACCAAGGCCUUACAGCUCUCUAAGAUGGAGAAGAUGCUAGCUGAGACCAGAGGAAAGCUGGACAAGAAGACAGAGUCUGUCCAGGAUCUGGAGGAGAAGGUGCGUUUCACCAGGAAGGACAGGAGGAACUCCCUGCACCGCACCCAGCUGCUGGAGAGCCAGAUGAAGACUGUGAAGGGAGAGCUGGUGGACACACUGGACCACCUGCAGGAGCUACGAGACCGGUUGGAACGCUCACAGGCCAACUCAGAGCAGCGCAAAGUUGACAUGGAGAAACUGCAAGCAGGGAUGAGGAAGCCUUAGUCCAGGGCCAGCAGCUGUUUCUGUGCAGGGAGAAGCUCCAGAGGACAUCUCACAACCAGGAGAUGCAUAGUCGCUGUGAGAGCCUGGCAAUACAGCUAAAAGAAAGUGUUCAGUUAUGCCGUGAAAAGGAGAACCAUGCCAGGCAAAUGGAGGAGGAGCAGGGGAGGAUGGAGGAGCAAGCUGCCCAGACUGAGGCCAGACUCCAGGCUACAGUGGCCUCCCUCAGACUGGAACUCGACACACUGAGAUGGCUGCAACAGAAUGAGCUGUCAGCUCUACAGGAGAGCCAGGCGGAGGUGCUGAAGGCGUCAGAGUGUGUCUCCGCCACCCUACGCUGCUCCCAGGAUCAGCUGACCUCUGAACUACAGCAUUGCAGACUGCAGCUGGAGGAGGCCCAGCACAACACCACCGCCCUGUUGGCAGAACUCAACACCAGAGAACAGCUGCUGCAGAGGACCAGCGAGACCCUGCUCAUCAAGGAAUCCGAAAUGACACGUCUAAGGACCAAGAUCUCCAGCUUUGAGAGAAGCAAGGAGCUCCAUAAAAUAGCUGUUUGCUCUUGUAUCAGGUCACAACCCUACAGCCACCUCCCUACUCCCACCACAAAGUAAGAGAGGAGACCGAUAAAGAAUACCUUUGUUGACAAAUAUACAUUUUAUUUUGAAUAUGAAAGUACUUUCGGACAAAUUAAAUGCUUUUGUUUUUAUUGUAUUGUCUAGUAGCAUGCACAAAUGCUUGGUGGAUGCACUUUUGAUUGCGCAUAUGACUAUUUGUAUUUUGUUGUUUACUAUUACAGUAACAUUCAGCAGGUCUAAACACCAAUUCUAAUUAUUGACAACAUAUGCUAAACCACUGUGAAACGUGGCAGUGUUACAGCAGUGUUACGCCCUUAUUUGUCUGUUCCAAGUGAUCUGUGCCAUUAGUAUUGCUGCACGGAGAAGAGCUGCUCUCUGCAGGAAAUUAAACGGAGCAGCAUCUGCAGGCGAUUUGAUCCUAAUGCUACCUCCAAAUCGCUUCCCUUGCUCAUCCUAGGAGUGGCUAUGUAGGAUUCCUUAUGAUCCUAGGAGAUAUGGAGCAAAGCAAUCUGGCUGUGUCACAAAUGGCACCCUAUCCCCUACAUAGUGCACUACUUUUGACCAGAGCCCUAUGGGACCAGAUCAAAAGUAAUGCACUAUAGGGUUCCAUUUGAGAAGCAUUCGUUGUCUCUGCCAGGUUUACGUUAAAGGUGAGCCAUUCAAAAAUCAUGUAAUUGCACAGAGUGAGUCCAUGCAACUUAUUAUGUGACUUGUUAAGCAAAUGUUUACUGGUUAACUUAUUUAGGCUUGCCAUAACAAAGGGUUUGAAUACUUCUUAUUGACUCAAGACAUUUCAGCUCUUCAUUUUUUAUUAAUUUGUUAACAUUUCCAAAAAACAAAAUCCACUUUGACAUUAUGGGUUAUUGUGUGUAGAUCAGUCACACACAUGUUCAAUUUAAUACAUUUUAAAUUCAAGCUGUAACACAACAAAUUGUGGGAAAAGUCAAGGGGUGUGAAUACUUAAUGAAGGCACUGUGUAUCCUCAAUCUCUCUUCAAUUUGAUUGUCUUUUAGGACAAGAGCAGACACAAAAUAUUCACAGAUUGUGUCUGGAUAUGUUUGUCGGUGUGUUUUUAUUUACGUGUGUGUGUGUUUGUAACAGCAUGCCUGAAAGUGUGUGUGCACGUGCCUGCGAGUGUGUGUGUGUGUGUGUGUGUGUGUGUGUGUGUGUGUGUGUGUGUGUGUGUGUGUGUGUGU
Molecule: messenger RNA, 4621 nt
Organism: Oncorhynchus keta (chum salmon)
Lineage: Eukaryota; Metazoa; Chordata; Actinopteri; Salmoniformes; Salmonidae
Product: coiled-coil domain-containing protein 18-like
Exons: 24
Coding region: 166-2850 (894 amino acids)
Source: RefSeq, a predicted model, not a curated record